Molecule: messenger RNA, 1394 nt
Organism: Impatiens glandulifera
Lineage: Eukaryota; Viridiplantae; Streptophyta; Magnoliopsida; Ericales; Balsaminaceae
Product: transcription factor TCP20-like
Exons: 1
Coding region: 99-1070 (323 amino acids)
Cellular component (GO): nucleus
Molecular function (GO): DNA-binding transcription factor activity; sequence-specific DNA binding
Source: RefSeq, a predicted model, not a curated record
CCCUCUCCUCUCUUAUCUAAUUUUUUAUUUUUUAUUUUUUUCCUCUUCUCUAAAUUCUUUAGCUUAGAGAGAGAGAAGAUAUACGACUCUCUCUGUUCAUGGAUCCCAAGGGCUCAAAGCAGCCACAAUCACAGGGGGUCCCAAGCUUCCUGAGCCUCCCUCAGCCGCCGAACAAUAAUAAUAACAACAUGGGAGAGAAUGCCUACAACAAACCUGCGGAAAUCAAGGAUUUUCAGAUUGUGGGUACCGACAAGGAAGAGGUGUCGGCGGCGGCGAACAAGAAGUCGCAACAGCAGUUAGCACCAAAAAGGAAUUCCAACAAGGACCGACACACCAAGGUUGAAGGUAGAGGAAGAAGGAUAAGGAUGCCUGCCCUCUGCGCCGCCAGAAUUUUCCAGUUGACCCGCGAAUUAGGCCACAAAUCAGACGGAGAAACCAUUCAGUGGCUUCUCCAACAGGCGGAGCCAUCGAUUAUCGCCACCACAGGGACGGGAACGAUUCCAGCUUCUGCUUUGGCGGCGGCAGGACCUAUUUCACAGCAAGGGACUUCAAUUAGUUCUGGUUUACUACUGCAUCACAAAAUCGACGAAUUGGGAAGCCAGCUUGGUGGGUCAGGGAGUAGUAGUAGUAGUGGGGCUAGAGCUGGAUGGCCGAUGUUGGGCGGUGGUGGUGGUACCCAUUGGGGUCGGACCCAUUUAACUUCAGGUGGAAUAUGGCCCUCUUCUGUCUCUGGCUUUGGAUUUCAGACAUCGUCUUCAUCAUCCUCUGGACCAUCAGCACCCAAUUUAGGAAACGAGAGUACUAACUAUUUACAGAAAAUUGGGUUUCCUGGUUUUGACUUGCCAGUCAGCAACAUGGGUCCCAUGAACUUCACUUCAAUUUUGAAUGGGACUGGACAACAUCAUCUACCCGGUUUGGAACUUGGCCUCUCACAGGAGGGUCAUAUUGGGGUUAUCAAUCCUCAAUCCUUUAAUCAUAUUUAUCAUCAAAUGAGUCAGACCAGAAUGCAACAACAGCAGCAGCAGCAGCCACCAUCUCCCAAAGAUGAUUCUCAAGGAUCAGAACAGUGAAUUAACAAGGAGAUUGUGUCAGUACAAUUUUGGAGAAUACCGUGAACAGAAAGAAAGAACUGUAUGCAACAACAAACAGAGGUGCGUGCUGUGCUGUUGUUUCUUUGAUAUCUGUCAUAAUUACAUACAUACAUAGAAUAAGCAAGUAUCAUCAUCAUCAUCCUACUAUAUAGCCCCUUUUGUUUUGCUUUAGCUGUCAACUAUAGUAGAUGUGGUAUAGGUUUCUAGUCUAUGCAUUAUUGUUAUAUGCUUGGUUCCUUGUCAUUUGCAGAUGGAACAAUGUGUGUGAGAUUUUGGCUUAAAUUUAUUUGGUUUGAUUUUGUA